Plectropomus leopardus (leopard coralgrouper) is the source of this 1032-nucleotide messenger RNA. It is a transcript of the gene dnal1, whose product is annotated as dynein, axonemal, light chain 1. NCBI's taxonomy places the organism in Eukaryota, Metazoa, Chordata, Actinopteri, Perciformes, Serranidae. Gene Ontology annotation, molecular function: alpha-tubulin binding; dynein heavy chain binding. The record is from RefSeq and is a predicted model, not a curated record. Gene Ontology annotation, biological process: outer dynein arm assembly. Gene Ontology annotation, cellular component: cytoplasm.
AGGCUGCCUGUCAAUGCCAUAGCAACCAAAGCAGACAUCAACCAUCAACAUGGCCAAAGCAACGACUGUGAAAGAAGCACUGGCCAAAUGGGAGGAGAAGUCAGGGGAGAAAGUGAGUGAGUCUAAAGCCAUAAAACUGUACGGUCAGGUUCCUCCUAUAGAGAAGAUGGACGCCUCUCUCUCCACACUCACCAACUGCGAGAAGCUGUCUCUGUCCUCAAACUGCAUUGAAAAAAUAACCAAUCUCAAUGGCCUGAAGAACUUGAGGAUAUUAUCAUUAGGAAGAAAUAAUAUAAAGGGCCUGAAUGGGCUGGAGGCGGUAGGGGACACGUUAGAAGAGUUGUGGAUCUCCUAUAACUUGAUAGAGAAACUGAAGGGAAUUCAAUUCAUGAAGAACCUCAGAGUCCUGUACAUGUCCAACAACCUGGUCAAAGAGUGGGGAGAGUUUGUGAGGCUAGCUGACCUGCCGUGCCUGGCAGACCUGGUGUUUGUUGGGAAUCCUCUGGAGGAGAAGCACUCAGAUGAAGGAACCUGGAUGGAUGAAGCCUGUAAAAGACUGCCUAAUCUGAAGAAACUAGAUGGAACUCCGGUCAUUAAACAGGAAGAGGAUGAGGGAGAUGGAGAGAGCUGAGGAGAGUGACCAUCUGCAAAACUACAAUCCCCUCCUACUGAGAGUCUUCCCUUUUUUAAGUUUUGUAAGGUUUGUCAUUGGACUUUUCCUUAUAUAAAAUGAUUUCUACAGCAGCACAGACUUUUUUAUAGAUGAACAAACACAUCAUAACCAAUACACAAAGAGAUGUGUUCGUUUUAGAAUUAAAAAAGUCUGUUAAAAUGUAAAUACUCCAGGCCUUGUGGGCUCAGGACAACAAAAAAAAAAGGUUUUGAUGAGACCUUAAACUGUAAGGGAUAUACUUGAUUAAUACAUUUCCUUGAUUUUUUUACCGACAAAAUAUGAAUGAUAGUAACACUAAUACUAGUUGUUCUGGUUAACCCUUUGAUACCUGAGCAAAUUGGCUUGAUUUCUCUACAAAA